Molecule: messenger RNA, 2082 nt
Organism: Fusarium keratoplasticum
Lineage: Eukaryota; Fungi; Ascomycota; Sordariomycetes; Hypocreales; Nectriaceae
Exons: 2
Coding region: 1-2082 (693 amino acids)
Source: RefSeq, a predicted model, not a curated record
AUGAGCUCACCGGUAGCGGACCAGUACCAGGUUGAUGAAUUCAACUAUGGGCCACCCCCGGCUUCAUUUUUCACAGGUCCGGCUGCUCGCCAGAUUCAGAAUCCCCAGCACAUUUUCAUGAAUUAUCCUCAGCCGGUUCCAUUGCAGAGGCCCGGGUCGGCUUUUCAACCCCUUCAGGCGAGAGAUGGGUGCCCAGAUAUCGACCUGAUGGCACUCCAGCCUGCACCUCAGGCGUCGACUCCCGGGAUGCAUCCUACUUCGAACUACUGCUUCCAAGCGGGGAAUCAGGAGCCGAACGAUAUGCAGAAUAUGCAUAGUCUGCCUGUCGGUGCAGGGUUCAACGGCUACCAUCAACCGCUUCCCAACGCCUGGUACUCCCAGCCCUCGCCGAACGUUGCUGGGGCUGCUUUUCAAGGGAUGCCAGCUGGCCAGGCCUCUCAUCAGGUCCCUCCUCAGCUUCCCCAGGCCUAUGGCAGCAUUGCCGGGGGCCCUUUGCCGGAGAUGCCAGGAAACCAGACCCCUCAACCCUUUGUUAAUGCCAACCAGGCUGCUCCUUGGGGAACAUUCGUUGAUCAGACUCCUCACGGGAGUUAUCAACCCUCUGCCAACAUGACUAUGACCGCUCCUCAGAAUUCACUUGUCAGUCAGCCCUUUGUUAAUACCACCGGGGCUGCUCCUCAGGUCACUCCUCAGGCCUUUCAGCCCUCUGUCAAGAAUACCGGGGCCGCUUCUUGGGAAAUACUAGUUGAUCAGACCCCUCACCAGAGUCAUCAGCUCUCCACCAACAUCCCCUCGGCCGCUCCUCAGCAGUCACUAGUCGAUCAACCCUCCCAGCCCCCUGUUAACAUCGCAAGGGCUACGCCUCGAGGGAGGUCAGUUAACCAGGCCGCUAACAAGGGCUCUCCAGAGGUCCCUCCUCAGGCUCUUCAGUCCUCUACCAACGUCACUGGGACUACUCCUCGGGGAACACUCGGUAAUCAGACUCCUCACGGGAGUCACCAACCCUCUACCAACACUGCCGCGACUGGUCCUCAGAAGUCAACAGACUGCCAGCCCUCUAAGUCCACUGUUGAAAACACAGGGGCUGCUCAUUGUGGAACACUCGGUAGCCAGAGUUCUCACGAGAGUCAUCAGUCCUUUACCAACAGGGCAAUCACUGCUCUUCAGCAGAUACUUGACAACCAGAGCCCUCGACGCUCUGUUAGCGCCACCGGGGCUGCUACCCAGGGGGAGCCAAUCAGCCAGGCCUCUCAUGGGAGCCAUCAACCAUCUAUCAACACCGCAGUGACUGCUCCUCAAAAGUCACUAGUCAUUCAGCCCUCUCAACCCGUCGCUGGCCUCACCGGGGCUGCUCCUCAGGAGAGACCAGUUGGCCACAAUGGCCUUGAGGUACACAGCAGGAUACAUGGCAGCCGAGUCAAUGGCGUCAGAAAAUCAACCACCGCCCAGUCUCCAACCACGUCUCGCGGCCGCAAGAAGUCCGAAAAGAAGAAUCCGAGCCCAACAAAGACGCAGCCACAGAAAUCCUGUCCCCCACCGCCCCCAGCUAAGGACAUACUCAAGCAGAAUGAAUGCAUCAGCUGGGAGGCCGACAUGGCCCGUCACCUCCAUAAUAGCAAUGUGAUGGGUCUCUACAAGAUUGGAGAUUAUCUGUGCGACGUGCACGCCGCCUCUGGCGACUUCGUCAAACUCGCUAGGCGUGGUGUUACACCUGACGGGGAGUACUUCUGGCGCCACACCAUCCUAGGGCAGCGUAUUCACUCCGUUGGCGCAGAGCAUCUCAAUGGCAGGAUUGUUUGCUCGAGCAACGGCGCCUUUAUAGGGAUGGAGGACUCGCAGGGAAAUAUGAUUGUUCCUAAGUGGCAAUUCACCGACCCUGUGGACCUGGAGAGCAAGUCCAAGGAGCGGAAGGAUCAGAGCGAAUCCAAGGAGCUGAAGGAUCAGAGCGAGUCCAAGGAGCUGAAGAAUCAGAGUGAGUUCAAGAAACUGAAGGAGGCGCUGAAGAAUUGGAGAACCACACUCAAAAAGGAGACAGCAGCAAUCUCAGGACUCAAACCUGGCUGUGAUCCGAUGUGGUUCUAA